Messenger RNA from Prorocentrum cordatum, 2198 nucleotides. NCBI's taxonomy places the organism in Eukaryota, Dinophyceae, Prorocentrales, Prorocentraceae. The record is from the annotation of a GenBank genome assembly.
GCGAACUCCGUGGCCAUGUGUUCGAGGGUUCAGCCUGCCACCCGCAGGCCCUUCUAUUUUGGCUUUUGCACCCCACUCCGCAACGCUCCGCUGUCAGCGAUGCCGCGCGGCCCGCAGUGGGACGACAGGCUGCUGGCCUGGGCCUCUGACCGCGGUUGGUCGGCGGCCAUCCGCAUGGAGUUUGCCAAGCUCGACAUCGAGAGCUUGGAGGACCUCGCCGAGUACUUCACCAGCGUCGACGACCUGCCUGCCGUCGUGGGCCUCGCCUCGGCAUGGCAGGCUGUGCAAGCCUACUGCCGUGCCGGCGAGGUCGCCCGGGCCCUUCCCGUCGCUCGUGCCCUUCAUGCCGAGUGCGUCGGAGUUGCCGCGGACCCUCCGCCUCCUCGGCCCCCUCGGGGCCUUCGGAGGCUUCGAUGGCGGCCACGCUGCUCGCAGCUCAGCUCCGAGUACGCCGUGCAGCAGGUCGCCGACGCUGACGCCAAGAGCAAGCGGGCCCGCUUCGAGGCUGCGCAGGAGGCUGUCGCUCUUGCAGCCUCCUGGAAGCAUUCUGGCUCCUUCGGUGCCCGCGUCGAUGCUGCCCCCCCUGCACAUCGACAGACCCUCAUCGACGAAAAGGUCGCUGCCAUCGCCGUCUUCGAACCGAGGACGGUCCGAAGUUCGUUGCGCACUUGGGCGGCUAUUGCGUCUGCUGCGGGCUCCUCUUCUUUGACGUGGGCGCCUUCGUCCGCGGCCGUCUCCAGCUUCAUCGAAAAGAGCAAGCCGCGAGGCGUCACCGUCCCCAGGUCGAUUUCAAUGACGUAGCCUGGUUGGUUCGGCACCUCGACGCGCCGAAGGACGUGCUUCCUGCAGUUCGUCCUCCUGUACGCCAGGACGCUGCUGACGAGGUUCCUGUAGAACCCGCGGAGCCGGAGAUCGUACUGUGCCUCGAGGCGAAGGUCAAGCACACCCUUGACAAGUCGGGGGAGCCCCUCGGUGAGCUGCACAUGAACGUCGCCCUCAUGGCGCUCCUCAUGUCGUUCGGGACGCUCCGGGGCCGGCACGUCCAGAGGUCUGGAAUUAUAGGCCUCACCGGUUGCAGCAUCUGGGGCCUAUGUUCCCUCGGGAAGGCCCGUUGUGGCGGCCAGCGGCGCUCUUUCAAAUGGAGGGCGCCGCGAUAUGGCUUGACCGGGGUCGACUACGGAGGGGAGAUCACGAAGCGCUUCGAGUGCCUGCGCACGGAGAACGGCAAGCCUUCAGGUUUCCUCUUCACGUCAUCUUCUACACGGUCUCGGCUUCGCACGCCCAUCACGGUGUCCACCUUCAACCAGGCGAUCUCGGCUAUCGUUAGCAUGGGCGGCUCGCCAGUGAAGCUCUCAGGAACCAUAUCGUCGUACUCUUUCCGGCGGUGGCUUCCGACUUGGGCAGACCUUCGUAAGCUGCCCAUGGAAGAGCGCCAGGCUUUGGGCAAUUGGCGUGAGGCACCGUCUGCGGCAACCGGUCGCGACGCCGCUGCUGCCGCCUUCUCUGCGUCCAUGGGCUUGCGCUACUCUGGCCGCAAGGACGAUUCCGCUGAGUUGGUGAAGUUAGAGCAGAUCUUCGCCCUGCGGCUGGCGAUCGCUGCUUUUGACUCCUCCGCGCCGGUCACGUGGUCCUCCUUGCGCGGCGCCUUGCCCGACCGUGCAUUGGUUGAGGCCCGCGUCGCGAAGGUGUGGCAGGAGUCAGGGGAGUUGAUCUUGACUGCCCUGGGGCGCGCGCUCAACGCUGCCCCGCGGCGCGUCCAGGUCGUGCGCACGGAUCCCUGGUGGAGGACGCCAUCCCAGACGUCGUGCGUCUGUCGACUAUGGGUACUUCGACCGGGACCUGAUUUCGCUCGCCUUCCCCCUCCUCUUCCUCAUCUUGUUCCUCCUCGGGAGCGCCAUGGGGAAGACCCUCCGCCGCCGGCCUCGUGCAGCGUGUCGGGCCCUCCUCUCCUAAGGGUGAAAGACUGCGUGUUUUUUUUUGACUGGUCUCCAAUUAUCGCGAGUCGAAGAAAGCCGAUUCGCGCGCUGAUUAUUCUGAGUUCCUAGAUGCGAUAAUCGCAUCGUUUUGCGCGCGGGCGCAUACCGCGUGCCAAGAGAGGGCAAUAUGUCAUUCGCGCGCGAGCGGGCGUUUUUGGGCGCGAAAGGCAUGUGUCUAUUACAAAACGCGUUAAAGCUAUGGUGCGCAAUGGCCCCCCCUUC